AUGGACAGGGUCCAAGAUCAAUAUAUGCGCAUCAAUCACUUCCUGAUGUGUCUCAUCGGCCAAUGGCCGCAUCAGGAGAAUUGGGAGAAAGCUUUGAUCCAAACUGUCUUCGCGCCUCUGGUUUUCGCUCAGGCGGUCCUCCAGGGUGGCGGUAUGAUCACCGCUUUGUUCGCGGGUGACAUUGACGUGUUUAUGGAGAGUACGUCACCCUUCGUGAUUAGUCUAAUGUGCAUCUGCAAGUACGUUAAUUAUACGUACAAUCAUAAGCAGAUGAAGAAGCUCACAGUUGUAAUGACGGACGACUGGAACAUACACUCGAAGUCUAGUGAAGAAUACGAUAUCCUUUGUAGGAAUUACGAGAUCGGCAGAAAAGUCACGAUUGGCUACGCAGCUUCCCUCUACGGCUCUAUGGCCCCAUUUCUGGCCGUGCCGGUAGUAUUAAACACAGCUAGCUAUAUGGGAUUAUACAACGCCUCCGAAGGGAGACCCGUAAUGUUCCGUUUGGACUACCUUCUGGACGCGGAGAAGUAUUAUUAUCCGUUGUUGGUGCAUUCAUACAUUGGCACACUCGGAUUCGUCUCGAUCGUCGUGGCGAUCGACUCGAUGUUGGUGUUCCACGUCCAACACGAGUGCGGGAUGUGCGAGAUUCUCGGAUAUCGGCUAGCACGGAUUGUCGAUGCGACUACUUUAAACAUAGAUUUACAUCCAAAUCGAGAGGAGGAUAUAGGGUACGAACACGCUAAGGAUUGCGUCAUUAUGCAUAGCCACAUAAUAGAAUACGCUAGAAGGCUCGAGAACGCGAAUACGACAUCGUAUUUUUUUCAAUUAGGUUUCAACAUGGUCGGCAUGACUUUUACGAUAUUCCAGGCGGUGGUAAAGUUGACCGAUCCGAAGCAAGCGUUGCGAUAUGCGUCGUUCACGGUGACCUUGCUUUCCGUCCUUUUCCUCGAAAGCUGGCCGGGUCAGCAGUUAACAGAUUAUACCGAUAAGAUUUUCGGAUACAUAACCAGCGGAGAAUGGUAUCAGAUUUCGCUGAGAGCGAGGAAGGUGAUCAGCAUUAUGCUAAUGAGAAGUUACAAGCCGAUUAAGAUAACCGCGGGCAAGCUGUACGCCCUGAACUUGGAGAACUACGCCUCAGUCGUGCGCACGUCGUUCUCUUACUUCACGGUUCUCUGUUCGAUGAAUUGAGCGUUCGCUGUGCGAACAUUGCAGCUCGAGGAUCAUCGUCAAUGACUAUUGUCAGUCCAACUGAAGCUACGAGCAAUCGACGUACCUCUACCUGCCCGUUUCCUCGACAACUUUCGUGAGUUAUACUCGAGAGCGGCCGCAAAUUAAGCUAUACAUAAAAAAAAUAAUUGCUGUAAGAGAUACCGUAGUAACUGUAAAGGUGCGACUAUCUCGUUAGUAUGAGAUUUUGCGGAACAUGUGUGCAACAUACGAUAACACGUUGCUUUAAGAAUUCAAAAAACGAGAAAUGCUUUGGCCCCUUCGCUUUGCGCGUCGAGCUGACGAAGAUCGUCGAAAUUCGUCUUAGAGUGCGUCGAGUCCAAAGAAAUUAGAUCUUCUAUUCGCGGUAUCCGUACGUUUAAUUCUUAAAGAGUACUGCGUUCGGAUCGUCCGUAUGCAUGGAAAGAAUUUUAUAGUAAAAUUGCUGUAGAAUUUUGUAACGCAUCAACAUAUUCUGCAGUAACUUAUUAUCCUUUCAUUUUAUAUGUAUUAUUGUAAUUUAGGAUCUGAAAUGUGCUAUUAAAAUGUUUGCUAUGUUCCUAGCGAAAUUUACUAUAUAUUCCUUAGAAAGGUAGAUCUUACUGACUGUUCCUGUAUGCAGAAACAUAGUAAAAUUCAAAAGAAUUUAUGUAAAAGAAAAAAACUAUAACGCACAUAUACAUAUACAGUGUGUCACACUAAAGUGAAGCAAAAGAAAAACGCUAUCAUUAGUAAGUUUAAGGAUAUAUUUAAUGAAUAAAUUUUUUUAAACUCUAUUGAAUUAAGGCUUUAAUAAAUUUC
This is a messenger RNA of Odontomachus brunneus, 2007 nucleotides long. Its product is annotated as odorant receptor 13a-like. Lineage: Eukaryota; Metazoa; Arthropoda; Insecta; Hymenoptera; Formicidae. Gene Ontology annotation, molecular function: olfactory receptor activity; odorant binding. The transcript has 9 exons. The coding region runs from base 1 to 1188 and encodes 395 amino acids. Gene Ontology annotation, cellular component: plasma membrane. Gene Ontology annotation, biological process: sensory perception of smell; detection of chemical stimulus involved in sensory perception of smell. The record is from RefSeq and is a predicted model, not a curated record.